AUGGACUAUCAAGCCUGUUCCUCAAGGCACCCUGCUCUGCAUGAUCCCCGUGAGCGGUUAAAGGAGGACGACUUGGAUGUUGUACUGAGUCCACAGCGACGGAGCUUUGGAGGUGGUUGUCAGGUCAAUGCUGUAUCCAUGUCCAGUACCCGGCGCCCUAUAAGCCCACUGGAAAAUAAGGAAAAUGAAUCUCUUCGUCCGGGAGGCGCUCGCAGAAUUGGCAGCGGGCGCAUCAUUGCUGCUCGGGCCUUUGAGAGAGAAGCUCGUGCAGAAAAAGACAGAGAGCGGGAGAGAGACUUCAAAGAUAAGAGAUUCAGGAGAGAUUUUGGUGACAAGCGUGUGUUUAGUGAAAGAAGAAGAAAUGAUUCUUACGCAGAAGAGGAGCCAGAAUGGUUCUCAGCCGGUCCCACCAGCCAGUCUGAGACGAUUGAGCUCAUCGGAUUUGACGAUAAGAUUUUGGAGGAGGACAAACGCAAAACGAAGCGUUCAAGAAAGCGAACAGACUCUGUGAAGGAAGCAGUGGAAUGUGAUGGAGGAAUACCUGAGGAGCAAGAUGUGGCUUUGCAGUCUACAGCUGAUCAAGAAGUUCCUCAUCCAGAUGUUCUUCCAGAUCAGUCUGCUGGGGAUUUUGACUUCAAUGAAUUCUUCAACUUAGAAAAUAUGCCAGGACUAGCCUCUAUGAUAGAGGAUGUUUUGGGGGAGGGCCCUGUGUCAGCUAGCCGCUUCAGCCAAUGGUUUUCAAAUACCAUGAGCCCCUCAGGCAGCCGAUCCAGCAGUUUGAGGUCCACUCCUCAUGAGGAGCUGGAAAAACUUGCAGUGCUUGACCCACGCUGCUCAUCUGCCAGCCAAGGCUCUGCGUCGUACUUCACACCUAUUCAGUCAUCAGAUGGCAAAGAAAAGGUGGACAUUCUGGAGCUCCUGCACAAAGCCAAAAUUGACCUCAAACCACUUCUGUCCACGCUGUCGGUCAACAAAGCCCGGCUACGAGAAAGUACUAACUCAGGGGUGGUCCUCUCUCUGGAGGAAGUUGAAGGAGAGAUGAAGGGAAUGAAGCUGAGCUCAGAACCACAUGUGCAGAAGAUAUCUUCUCCUCAGAGGGGAAACGGCACACCCUUCAUGGCCGAGCAUCUUGAGGAAGCUUUAACCGGUGGAUCUGUUAAUCGGCCUCGCUGCCGUGACACAGACAUGUCUGCUUUUAAUAAACUGGUCAGCAGCAUGAAGGCAAGUGGAACUCUGCCAACUCACCCCAAACCCAACACAAACAAUCAGCCUUCGGAUCAAAAUGUGGGACCUCGACCUCCUCAUGUCCCUCCUCAGCAGCAGAAAAACAUAUUCCAGGAGCUCCUUGGUGUGCGUAGUAGCUCACCGAUACCUUUAGGUGGUCUGAUGGGCAGCUCUGAAGCCUCUGUGUCAUCUGGCCCUCUACAUGGCUUACUGCACAAAGGCCUAUCGCCCCCUCUGUUUUCACAGAGGGCCCCCUCACCGGACUACUUCAAUAAUAGGAUGCCACCUACUACAGGAUUUCCUACCGGCCCUCAGUCUUUGCUUCCAGAACAGUUUGCAGACAUCCACAGGUCUAUCAGUCCUUCUCAACAGCAGAUAAGGGGUCUACAUCUUCCUGCGAAUCAGAUGGAUCUGGAAGUCCUGGCUCUCCAGCAGGAGCUUGCUCUACAUGGCCACCAAGCAUAUCAGUCAACUUACAAGCACCCACAGGACAGGUCUUUCAGAAACAGGCCACAGCGCGUUUCUCGUUCCCCUGGACCUCAGCCUGCUGGAAGAACGUCACCGGGAAAUGCCGUCACUAGCAUGUUAUCGCCAUCGUUUACACCCACAUCUGUGAUCCGUAAAAUGUACGCAACCAAAGAGAAAAGCAAAGAUGAACCGUCAGGUCGUUCAGAACCUAAGGAGGAAGCGACCGCAAACUCACAAGAUGGUGGUAGCUCUCCAAACCACCUCUUGGAGUCGGUGGAUGUUAAUGUUGCACAGUCGGCUGCAGUAAAGAUAAACUCGCAAAGCAAAGACCAAGAGCGCCUCAGGCCAGGUUCCGCUGGACAUCACGUGCCUCCAGUGGCGCCUGCAGGGCCGAACUCAUCAUUUCCUCGUCCAAUCUACCCAGUACCACUUCUAUCCCAUGUCCCGAUGGUGCGCCCUCAUCCCCAGCUCCACCCUAACAUGGUUCAGAGAAUGCUUGCCCAGGGGAUUCAACCCCAGCAGCUGGGACCAGCUCUUAUGCAAGCAAGUAUUUUUCCACCACAUGUUGACCUAGCGCAACUUCAAGGUUUACCUCCACCCCUGUUGGGACAGCCGCUGUACCCAUUAGGUGCAACGGGGCUUCUACCUCCCAGGGCCAAUACUCCAAUGCAGUUGGCUGUCAUGCAUCAGCAGCUUCAGGGGCAGAGACAGAUGCAUCCAGGCAUAGCAGGCGGUCCGUCACAAAGCCAAGGCCUCCAUCGGACAAACGGCUCCCAGCGACACGGAGCUAGCCCUCCUCCUGGCCUUGCGAAGUGGUUUGGAUCAGAUGUGCUUGAACAGCCACUGCCGUCCAUGCCAGCUAAAGUCAUCAGUGUAGAUGAGUUGGAGUUCCACCCAUAAAAAGGGAAUAAUUUGCUGGAGAGCAAGAUUUUCCCUCUGCCCCACCAUCUCCCCUUCCUGCUUACCAUGAAAAUGUGAACUUUAAUUUGAAAGAUGGUGGAUAAUGGGACAUUGUGUUGGUGCUUUUUUUGAAAAGAGGAGUGGAGAUUUAUUUUGCCAGUUUGGUUAUCUUUUUUCUAUUAGUAAAUAAUGUAAAGGAUUGAUUGUACAGACGAUGAGAGAAUCUAAUUCUGUGUAUAUAGCUGUAGUUUUUUGUGGUGUUUUGUUUUUUUGGUUUUUGUUUUCCUGAUCUGGAGAGGGGGAGAAUAGUUGAACUUGAAUUGGGAGACGAAUCCGGUAGCAUUCCUUUAUAGUCUCCACCUCGACCUAUUCCUUUGACAAUGAGGAAGAGUGAUUGCUGGUGACGAAUAGUAGGGUAGUUUAUUUGGUCAGCUACUCUACCAUACUUUGAGUUGUCACCGGUGGUUCUUUUACCUAAAGAGGUUAAGCAUGACACCACUGAAGGAUGCAAUGGUAUGGUUGUGCCUUGUUUUGUUUUUUUGUUUUUUUCUUAUUAGGAUGCUGCCCCUCCCAUUUCCCUUUAAUUUGUUCACUGUAUUCUCUCCAGUCCUGUAUCACAGAAUUCAGCACUGCUCACACUGUCAUUUGAGGGUGUUUGGGAAUCAGUUAAUGUGCUGUAAAGGUAUAAGCACAAAUAGAAAUAAUAAAUAAAAC
This is a messenger RNA of Cyprinodon variegatus (sheepshead minnow), 3306 nucleotides long. RefSeq names its product eukaryotic translation initiation factor 4E nuclear import factor 1 (gene eif4enif1). Bases 1 to 2592 code for a protein of 863 amino acids. Gene Ontology annotation, molecular function: mRNA binding. Gene Ontology annotation, cellular component: cytoplasm; nucleus. Gene Ontology annotation, biological process: negative regulation of translation. The record is from RefSeq and is a predicted model, not a curated record. The transcript is spliced from 16 exons. NCBI's taxonomy places the organism in Eukaryota, Metazoa, Chordata, Actinopteri, Cyprinodontiformes, Cyprinodontidae.